UGAUCAUUCUUAAGUAAUUCUAUUACAGGUUUUUUGCAGGAUGGCCAAUAGAGUCUCCAUUGUUCCUGUAAUCGGAAUUCUCCUACUACUAUGCUGUUUCGAAUCAGAUGCACAAGGGUACUUCAAAUACAAAGAUCCAAAGCAGCCAUUGAAUGUGCGUAUCAAGGAUGUAAUGCAGAGAAUGACAGUAGCAGAGAAAAUAGGUCAAAUGGUGCAGUUAGACAGAUCUGCUGUCACUCCUGAAAUAAUGAGAGAUUACUCGAUUGGUAGCAUACUAAGUGGCGGAGGAAGUGUGCCGAAACUCCAAGCUACUCCACAAGAUUGGAUCGAAAUGGUUAACCGUUUCCAAAAUGCUUCUCUUUCAAGCCGUCUUGGUAUUCCUAUGAUUUAUGGUAUCGAUGCUGUUCAUGGCCACAAUAAUGUCUACAAGGCCACAAUAUUUCCGCAUAAUGUAGGUCUCGGAGCAACAAGGGACCCUGAAUUAGUGAAGAGGAUUGGUGCUGCGACUGCUCUUGAAGUUAGAGCAACCGGAAUUAAUUAUGUGUUUGCUCCAUGCAUUGCGGUUUGCAGAGAUCCAAGAUGGGGAAGGUGCUACGAGAGCUACAGUGAGAAUCCUAGCGUAGUUAAAGAGAUGACAGAGAUUAUACGUGGAUUACAGGGCGAUUCUCCGGACAAGGGUGUUCCUUUCGUGGGUGGAAAUGAUAAAGUGGCAGCCUGCGCAAAGCACUUUGUGGGAGAUGGAGGAACAACUAGAGGCAUGAAUGAGAAUGAUACAGUGAUUGACUACCAUGGAUUGCUGAGCAUUCACAUGCCUGCCUAUUUGCAGUCUGUUAUCAAAGGCGUUUCCACAAUCAUGGUUUCCUACUCCAGCUGGAACGGACAGAAAAUGCAUGCUAACCGCGACCUUCUCACUGGUUUUCUCAAGGAAACUCUUAACUUCAGGGGAUUUGUGAUAUCAGAUUGGGAAGGUAUCGAUAGGAUUACUUCACCAACUCAUGCGAAUUACUCAUACUCCAUUCUCAAGGGAAUUUCAGCUGGAAUUGACAUGGUGAUGGUUCCCUAUAAUCACACGGAGUUCAUAGAUAUUCUCAACGGUUAUGUGAAUGCAAAAGUGAUUCCAAUGAGUCGAAUUGAUGACGCAGUGAGAAGGAUCCUCAGAGUCAAAUUUGGUAUGGGUCUGUUUGAGAAUCCCCUGGCUGAUAACACCUUUGUACAUCACCUAGGAAGCCAGGAUCAUAGAGAUUUGGCCAGGGAAGCUGUAAGGAAGUCACUUGUUCUGCUCAAGAAUGGACACAAUAGUAGUAAUCCGUUGCUGCCCCUCUCCAAGAAACCAGGCAGGAUCCUUGUCGCGGGAACUCAUGCAAACAAUUUGGGCUAUCAAUGCGGUGGCUGGACCCUCACUUGGCAGGGACUUAGUGGCAACAACAACACCGUCGGAACCACCAUUUUAAAUGCCAUAUCAACGGCUGUUGAUCCCUCGACAGAAAUAAUGUACAGCGAAAAUCCUGAUGCUGAUUUUGUGGAGGCUAACAACUUCACCUACGCGGUUGUUGUUGUGGGCGAACAUCCUUAUGCGGAAACAUUUGGGGACAGUUUGAACUUGACGAUUAGUGAAGCAGGCGGUAGUGCCAUUUCCAAUGUGUGCGGGAGAGUGAAGUGUGUUGUGGUUAUAGUCUCAGGUCGGCCUUUGGUGAUAGAGCCAUAUAUUUCCCAAAUGGAUGCUCUUGUUGCUGCCUGGCUGCCUGGAACUGAAGGCCAAGGAGUAGCUGAUGUGCUUUUCGGAGAUUAUGGGUUUACAGGGAAGCUGUCGCGCACUUGGUUCAGGACUGUGGAUCAGCUUCCUAUCAAUGUUGGGGAUGCUCUUUAUGAUCCUCUUUUCCCCUAUGCCUUUGGUCUUACAACGGACCCUACAAAACAAAACUAGAUCAACUAUUCAAACUUCUACUAUCGGAGACAAUUAAUAUUUAUUCUAAAUACUUCUAAAAUUCUCAU
Messenger RNA from Mercurialis annua (annual mercury), 1992 nucleotides. RefSeq lists its product as uncharacterized. The record is from RefSeq and is a predicted model, not a curated record. The transcript is spliced from 6 exons. Gene Ontology annotation, biological process: glucan catabolic process. The coding region runs from base 41 to 1924 and encodes 627 amino acids. NCBI's taxonomy places the organism in Eukaryota, Viridiplantae, Streptophyta, Magnoliopsida, Malpighiales, Euphorbiaceae. Gene Ontology annotation, molecular function: beta-glucosidase activity.